AUGGGUUCCAGCACAGCGCCCUCCUGGAUGUCCCGGAAUCGCUGGAGCCUCUCCAUGGGGAAGAGGAUUUCACCGGAAGAGCUGGAAAGUCUCAGCGGUGAGGCCCUCGCAAAGGAGGAUGAUCCAAGGAUUCUGAAGGCAAAGAUCCGCGAGCUCGAGACUCUCGCCGCGGCUUGGGAACAGGAAGCCAGGGACCAGAGCACAAAGUGUCUGGAGCUGGAAGGCCGCAACAAGGAAGCCUCCCGCGUUCAGCGGCAGCGCGACCUGGCGAUGAAGGACGUCGCGCGGUCGCAGAAGCGCAUCGAAGCCUUAGAACACGAGAUGGCCGAGUUGCAGGCAGCAAACGCAGCGCUGCACGCGAAGUUGGAGGCCCAUGCCAGCGAGAGCGAGGACGGCAGCCGCAGGCCCAGUUCUUCCCGACUUCGGACCUCCGCUCGGACAUCAGUCGAUGACGAGAGGCUGGCCAAGAUCGAGAAGUUGCGCAGCGAUGGGGACAAGGGCCGACUGGGACUCCCCGCUCCGAGUGACAACAAGGCUCGGCAACAUGCGUCCUCGUCGCCAGAACGCCAGUCGGCUUCCAGAGAGCGGAAGAAGGAUCUUAGCAGCCGGCGUACCUCCACCGCAGAGGUGCAAGAGAAGACGUCGCCGAGCCGUAGACGCCUCUCGGCCACAGAGCAGAAGCCAUCGUCAAGCCGCCGAGGUUCCACUGCAGUCAGUCGCUCUCCGGCGCCACCCGCGGAGCGACCGUCCCGGGAGGCGAAAAGCGGCCUAAGGAGAGCAUCCACCGCGCAGGAGGCGCCAAAGACUCCUGAGGAGGCCGCUUCCCUGCCUGGCUCCCCGUCCGUGGCGGAAGGUGGAAGCGCAGAGCCGCGUGGUGCUGCAGAGCUCCCUCCGGGAGCGCUGAAGAAGGAGCUCUUGGCACAGGAGCUGCCGAUUCCGGCGUCCCACCAUGUCGGUGCAGCGUCGCCCAGAUCUCUUGAAGAAGAUCCCCACAGGAGCCACUCUUCGGAUACAUUCCGGGAGGUGGCAGCGCACUACUUCUCCAUGUAUUCCGACGAGUUGGCAAAGUGGACGUUGGAAGGCAUACCGAGGUUCCCGUGA
Messenger RNA from Symbiodinium sp. CCMP2456, 1101 nucleotides. The record is from the annotation of a GenBank genome assembly. Lineage: Eukaryota; Dinophyceae; Suessiales; Symbiodiniaceae.